Closterium sp. NIES-65 is the source of this 2046-nucleotide messenger RNA. NCBI's taxonomy places the organism in Eukaryota, Viridiplantae, Streptophyta, Zygnematophyceae, Desmidiales, Closteriaceae. The record is from the annotation of a GenBank genome assembly.
AUGGGCGAAGACCCGAAGCGCUUCGACUUCGGGUUCGCCUUCAACAACGCCGACUUUGCCGAUCGCAUCGUGCAGCUUCGGAUUUGCCCUGACGAAGCCACGACCCCCCGUCGCUCCAGCAGCAGCGGAAGCUUCGGCGCUGCUUCCGGCGGUUCUCCGUCCCGCGGAAGCGGAAGCCCCCUUUCCCCCACCGCCGCCGCCGCCGCCGUAGCCGCCGCGUCUGUCGCCGGGCAUCUAGGAAAGAGAUGUUCGUCUAUCGGAGGGGGAGCGGGGGCUAUGGAGCGGGAAGGCGGCGGAAGCGAUUGCGCGGAUCUCAUGGACCUAUCGGGGGAAGGAGGCGAGGGGGAGGCGGAGGGGGAGGGGAGCGGGGGUACGGGGGAUGGGGAGGGGGAAGGGGAGGGAAGGCGAGACGUGGAGGGGCAAGUGCGAAGGUACUCCUUUGAUGGCCGAGGGGGAGGGAGAGGCGCGAGCGGCGAGUUGUCGUUUCUUGCUGCUGUGAAUAAUCACUCUCAAGCCGUACCAGGUUUGGGACCGGACCAAGCGGCAGCUCUGACAAGAGGCUCGGCAGCAGGAGGAGCUAGCCUCGGCAGCCGCCCUCACAGCCCCUUCACCACCACCAGCGUCCAGCCAAAGGCCAAUGGGAGGGGCGGCGGUGGGGACAGGGACGUGUGGUGGGUGCGGCUUGGGGGGCGGUGGAGCAUCAGUGCUCACCUGGGCGGCAGUAGCGGGAAUCUGGGCGGCAGCGGGGGUGCAAAUCUGGGCGGCGGGGGGGGUGGCGGUGUGACGAUAGGGAGUUGUGGUGGGUACAGAGUGGCGAAUCUGCAUUUGUCCUCGGUGGUGCUGGCAGCAAAGUCUGCCUUCUUCCGCACGCUCUUCACCUGUGGCUUCAAGGAGACGUGCCAGAACAACCCUGUUGUCCUCAACGUCUCGCCAGAAGAGGAGGGCCCAGUGAUCGACCUACUGCGAUUCAUCUACACGGGCGACAUGGCGGAGGGCAGCAGCGACCCGGAGGACAUCAUCAAGAUGUACCUCGUGGCCGACAAGUUCGGCGUCGCCUCCUGCAUGAAGAUCUGCCUCGAGCGCCUCGUCAACCUCCCCAUGACCGUCCCCACCGCCUGCCUCUACCUCUCUCUCCCCGACUCCAUGCACUCGCACCGGGGGGUGGCACAGCUGCUAGAAGCUUCUCGGGGGUUUCUGGUGGCGCAUUUUAGGGAUCUGGAGCGCGUGCACAAGGGGGAGGAGUUUCUGGAGCUGCCGCUGGUGGGCGUGCAGACGCUGCUGGCCAGUGAUGAGCUGAAUGUGCGCGACGAGCUCACGGCGUUUCAUGCCAUGAUGGAGUGGCUGAGGCACCACCAUGAUGAUUUGGACGACAGGAAGCGGACAGCAGUGCGUCUGGCAGAGCACGUGCGCUUCCCCCUCAUGACAGGGGACGACCUCGAGGACGUGGUGCUCAAGGCGCCUGAGGUGGACAGCCCCGAGUGCCAGGCGCUGGUGAGGGAAGCAGCAUGGUUCCGAGCAUACAGUCUGGUGCGCCGCCUGAGACUCAUGAACGAGACGGCUGCCGCACACAGGCGCUUCUGGCAGCGCCGGUGGAACCGCAACUCCGUGGGCCAUGUGUAUUUCGAUAUUCACCUGGAGAGGUUUCAGGCGCUAGCAGUGGCAGCAACUGUGGAGUCUGCCACGUUUGGGAUCGGUGGGAAGCGGUUCUACCUGUCAGCCCGACACGGGCGGCGGGAUGAUGGAACGGAGACACUUGACAUCCACCUUCACCUGGAGAACAGCCACAGCGUGCAGCCGGAAAUACAGGUGAGCUUCAUAUUCUAUGCCAAGAGGUGGCCCGAGGGCCAGUUUGACUACCUGCGGGACCGCGUGACCAAGGGCUUUGGGCGCAAUGCGAGCAACUGGGGGUACAGCAACAUCUUGGGGCGGCCGUGGGCGGAUGUGGUGCAGGAUGAGAGCAAGUACUUCAAGAACGGUGUCAUGUCCGUGUUUGCUGAGGUGCAAAUAUUAGAGGAUGCAGGCAGGGGGCCCGUGGUGGGGGGUUAG